Molecule: messenger RNA, 1771 nt
Organism: Oryza sativa Japonica Group (Japanese rice)
Lineage: Eukaryota; Viridiplantae; Streptophyta; Magnoliopsida; Poales; Poaceae
Source: RefSeq, a predicted model, not a curated record
CUUAACUAAUUAAAACCGGUCAGUCCUUCGGUGGAUCCGAUUCCGGUUUUAUCCUACGUGGCAGCUGAGUCAGCAUGGGAUCCACGUGGGCCCGACUUAUCAGGCUGAGUCACUCUCCCCCUCUUCCUCGGUUACUCCUCUCGCUCUCUGUGCCUGACAGCCUGAGGCCGGUCGGCGGGCCGAGGCGGGAGAGAAGGGCGGCGCCGCGACGGCGGCCGGCGGCCGCGGCAGCCCGGCCGAGCUCCUCGGCGACCGUGCGAGGGCCGCGACGCCAGUGGGGGAGGCCUUGGAGUUGGGCGGCGGCGGAGGCACGGGGAGGAGGAGACAGGCAGCGGCCAGCGGAGGGGCGGCGCCGCGCAGUGGGGUGGCGGAUGGGAAAGCGGCGUGGCGUGGUGGAUGGGAAACGGCGUGGCGAGGAUGGCGGCGGGCGAGUAGGAGCGGCAAGGCGGCGGCGUCCACCUCUCCCCUCUCUACCUCUAUUACCUCCGAGUCUUCACCGGCGAGGAGGCAGCGGUGUGCGGCGGCCUGUGGAAGAGGAGCAGCGCGCGGCGGCUCGCGGGAGAGGAGCGGCGUGCGGCGGCCAAUCUCCCGGUCUCCUCCUCCUCCGCCGCCGCCGUAUGGAUCACGCCGCUCAGCUGCCGGAUUUGCACGGCCGCGGCGAUGGUCCUCUCGCCGCCGGGCACAGCUCGCCGCUGAGAUCUGUGGGGACUAUGGAGCUCGAGAAGGGGAGGCGGGAGAGACGGGAUGUGUUGGAGCCACGAAAGGGCGGGCGGAGCACCGCGGCGGCGACGGCAGCAGGCCACGGGCGGAGCGGCAGCGGUGGCCUAGGUCGAGGCCGAGGACGUGUGGUGCGGGGUACAGUUGGAGGCGGCGUGGCCACGGCGGACGAAGCCGGUGGUGGUCGCCAAGGAGAAGCCCUGCGGCGUCGUCGUCUUCGGCGGCGGCGCAUGUACGGCGAGGAGCGGGAGCGAUGGCGGCGGCGGCGGCACGCGCGGAGCCUGACCGACGAGUCGACGACGACCUGGAGGAGCUGAAGGGGUGCGUGGAUCUCAGCGCUGUCGAAGUGGAGCACCAGCCGCGGCACGUCCACGGCCUCCGGCGCGGCCGCCGCGAAGCAGAGUCUAACGUCGCUCGCCAGGGGCAGCCGAACACGCACAGGAGGAGCGUCGGCACAGAGGCCGCCUCGGCAUGCACGAGCAGGUGGAGUCGCGGUCGUCAUUGGUGGAGUCGCGGCGGACGACGCCGGCGACGCGUGGCUGCUUCAUCCCGAACCGGAUGGCUGCAGGUGCGUCGGCACGCAGUCGAUGACAUCGCCGUCGGGGCCGCCGCGUCGCCGUGUUUCCCGCCAGCUGCCGCCGCUGGGCGCCGGCCGCCGUCGCCCUCCUCUCUCCUGCUGGCCUCUGGCCCUGCACCCGCCGGCCGCCGCUUUGCCUCUCCCUGAAAGAGAGAAGAGGAGAAAAAGGAAGGGUGAUGACGUGGAUUACCAUGACACGUGGGCCCCACAUGGGUCCCACGCUGGACUCGGCAGCCACGUAGGACCAAACCGGGAUUAAGAGGGACCUCUUGUGACUGGUUUUGAUUAAUUAAGGGACGUGGGAUAUCUGGUUUUGCGGUUUGAGGAUGAUUUUGUAUCUCGAUGACAAGUUGAGGGACCUUGGGUGUACUUUUUCCUUCAAACUAUUGAAACUAACUCAUUAGAUAAAGUUAUUUAUUUUAUUGUUAAUUUAGGGUGGCCUAUAUUUUUAUUUUACAGAGUCAAAGUUUUGAUCCA